This is a messenger RNA of Lotus japonicus, 3900 nucleotides long. RefSeq names its product cellulose synthase-like protein D2. Lineage: Eukaryota; Viridiplantae; Streptophyta; Magnoliopsida; Fabales; Fabaceae. Bases 279 to 3719 code for a protein of 1146 amino acids. Gene Ontology annotation, cellular component: trans-Golgi network; plasma membrane. The record is from RefSeq and is a predicted model, not a curated record. The transcript is spliced from 4 exons. Gene Ontology annotation, biological process: plant-type primary cell wall biogenesis; cellulose biosynthetic process. Gene Ontology annotation, molecular function: cellulose synthase (UDP-forming) activity; mannan synthase activity.
ACUCUUUCUGUGUCUUGUCUGCGCGUGUGUGUACGCGUCUCUGUCUGGAUACAGUUGUAGAGCCACUUCCAUAGUACUCUUUUGAAGCUUCCCAUCAGAUUCAUCCAUUCAUUCAAACACACAUCACUUCAAGAAUCAUCGCUUUCUCAUUCUCAUAAGAUCAUCAUCAUCACACACACAGAGAGAGAUCUGAAACCAAACCCUCACUCAUGAGUGCCAUUUAGUUUUUCACACUCAAACAAACAAAAAGGAUAUUAUAAUUAGUCUAGUUAUCAGAUAUGGCGUCAAAAAAAUCAUUAAGGGGAAGCCGGUCGUCUCUGUCAACAGUGUCUGAUGUAACCGACAGCCAGAAGCCUCCUUUACCUCCGACUGUAACAUUCGGCCGGAGAACUUCCUCGGGUCGCUAUGUCAGUUACUCUAGAGAUGAUCUUGACAGUGAGCUAGGGAGUACUGACUUCAUGAAUUAUAUCGUGCAAUUGCCCCAGACACCUGAUAACCAAAUUGAUAGCCAAAUUAUGGAUCCUUCAAUCUCACAGAAAGUUGAGGAGCAAUAUGUGUCAAACUCACUCUUCACAGGUGGAUUCAACACUGACAUUCGCGCCAAACUAAUGGAUAAGGUGAUAGAAUCUGAAGCAAACCAUCCGCAGAUGGCUGGUGUGAAAGGAUCUUCGUGCGCCAUUCCUGGUUGUGAUUCCAAGGUGAUGAGUGAUGAGCGUGGUGCUGAUAUUCUUCCAUGUGAGUGCGAUUUUAAGAUAUGUAGGGAUUGUUAUUUAGAUGCAGUAAAAAGCGGAGGAGGGAUAUGCCCGGGAUGCAAGGACCUGUAUAAGAACACAGAACUAGAUGAAGCGGCUGUGGAUAAUGGACGUCCGCUUCCUCCGCCGAAUGGAAUGUCUAAAAUGGAGAGGAGACUGUCCUUGAUGAAGUCAACAAAGUCAGCGUUGAUGAGGAGCCAAACUGGAGACUUUGAUCAUAAUCGGUGGCUCUUUGAGACUAAGGGGACCUAUGGCUAUGGCAAUGCUAUUUGGCCGAAAAAAGGAGGUAUUGGAAAUGAAAAAGAGCAUGAUGCUGUUGAGCCAACUGAGUUGAUGAGCAGACCGUGGAGGCCACUUACACGGAAACUCAAGAUACCUGCUGCUAUUCUGAGCCCAUAUCGCCUUAUCAUUUUUAUUCGUCUGGUUGUCCUGGCACUGUUCCUAACAUGGAGGGUCAGCCACCAAAAUAGUGAUGCAGUCUGGCUAUGGGGCAUGUCUGUUGUUUGUGAGUUAUGGUUUGCUUUUUCCUGGCUUCUGGAUCAGCUGCCGAAAUUAUGUCCGAUAAAUCGUUCCACAGAUCUUAAUGUUCUGAAAGAAAAAUUUGAAACACCAAGUCCUAGCAAUCCAACUGGGAAGUCUGAUCUUCCGGGCAUAGAUAUCUUUGUCUCUACUGCUGAUCCUGAUAAGGAACCACCUCUUGUCACUGCAAACACUAUCUUGUCUAUUUUAGCUGCUGAUUACCCUGUUGAGAAACUUUCUUGCUAUGUUUCUGAUGAUGGAGGCGCACUUCUAACUUUUGAGGCAAUGGCUGAAGCUGCCAGCUUUGCUAAUGUAUGGGUUCCCUUCUGCCGUAAGCAUGACAUAGAGCCCAGGAAUCCUGAAUCAUACUUCAACUUAAAACGAGACCCUUACAAGAACAAAGUGAAGCCAGAUUUCGUCAAGGAUCGUAGACGGUUGAAGCGUGAGUAUGAUGAGUUCAAGGUUAGGAUCAAUAGUUUGCCUGACUCUAUCCGUCGCCGGUCAGAUGCCUAUCACGCAAGAGAGGAAAUCAAGGUCAUGAAAGUUGAGAGACAAAACAGGGAUGAUGAACCUUUAGAAACUGUAAAGGUUCCGAAAGCGACAUGGAUGGCUGAUGGAACUUACUGGCCAGGGACUUGGUUGAGUCCGACAUCUGAUCACUCUAAGGGUGACCAUAAUGGUAUAAUUCAGGUGAUGCUGAAACCUCCCAGUGAUGAACCUCUUAUCGGGAGCGCUGAUGAUACAAAAUUGAUUGACCUGACUGAUAUUGAUAUCCGUCUUCCCCUUCUUGUUUAUGUUUCUCGAGAGAAGCGUCCGGGCUAUGAUCACAAUAAAAAGGCAGGGGCCAUGAAUGCCUUGGUUCGAGCCUCGGCUGUAAUGUCUAAUGGUCCAUUUAUACUCAAUCUUGACUGUGACCACUAUAUCUACAACUCCAAGGCAAUGAGGGAGGGCAUGUGCUUUAUGAUGGACCGUGGAGGUGACCGCCUUUGUUAUGUCCAGUUCCCCCAGAGGUUUGAAGGGAUUGAUCCCUCUGAUAGGUAUGCUAAUCAUAAUACUGUCUUCUUUGAUGUCAAUAUGCGAGCCCUCGAUGGACUUCAAGGGCCAGUCUAUGUGGGAACUGGGUGUCUUUUUAGACGGGUUGCACUUUAUGGUUUUGACCCACCCCGCUCCAAAGAGCACAGCCCUGGUUUCUGUACUUGUUGCUUUGGGCGUAAGAAGAAGCAUGCAUCAACGGCAAGCACCGCUGAAGAGAAUCGUGCACUGAGGAUGGGUGAUUCUGAUGAUGAAGAAAUGAAUCUGUCUACAUUCCCUAAGAAGUUUGGAAACUCAACUUUCCUCGUCGACUCAAUCCCAAUGGCAGAGUUCCAAGGCCGGCCACUAGCUGAUCACCCGGCUGUGAAAAAUGGGCGCGCGCCUGGUGCUCUCACCAUACCCCGCGAGCAUCUUGAUGCAUCAACUGUGGCAGAGGCCAUCAGUGUCAUCUCAUGUUGGUACGAGGACAAGACUGAGUGGGGGCAGCGCGUUGGGUGGAUCUAUGGAUCUGUGACUGAGGAUGUGGUCACUGGAUAUAGGAUGCACAAUAGGGGGUGGAAAUCAGUUUACUGCGUGACAAAGCGCGAUGCCUUCCGCGGAACUGCUCCCAUUAAUCUCACCGACCGGCUCCAUCAGGUCCUUAGAUGGGCUACCGGCUCGGUUGAAAUAUUCUUCUCAAGAAACAAUGCCCUUCUGGCUAGCCCAAGAAUGAAACUUCUUCAAAGAAUUGCAUACCUUAAUGUUGGGAUUUACCCUUUUACAUCCAUAUUCCUAAUUGUCUACUGCUUUCUCCCUGCCCUAUCCCUCUUCUCUGGCCAGUUCAUUGUCCAAACCCUCAACGUCACAUUCCUUUCUUAUCUGUUGGGCAUCACUUUGACUCUGUGCAUACUUGCAGUGCUCGAAAUCAAGUGGUCAGGCAUUGCGCUUGAAGAAUGGUGGAGAAAUGAGCAGUUUUGGUUGAUUGGAGGAACCAGUGCCCAUCUAGCAGCUGUGAUUCAAGGUUUGCUCAAAGUCAUAGCAGGGAUUGAAAUCUCAUUCACCUUGACUUCAAAAUCUGGUGGUGAUGAUGUAGACGACGAGUUUGCUGAUCUCUAUAUUGUGAAAUGGUCAUCCCUCAUGAUACCACCAAUCACGAUAAUGAUGGUUAACUUGAUCGCGAUCGCAGUCGGCGUUAGCCGAACCAUAUACAGUGUGAUACCACAGUGGAGUCGUCUGAUAGGUGGUGUUUUCUUUAGUUUUUGGGUGUUGGCUCAUCUCUACCCUUUUGCAAAAGGUUUGAUGGGAAGAAGAGGGAGGACACCUACCAUUGUUUUUGUAUGGUCAGGCCUCAUAGCCAUCACAAUCUCUCUUUUGUGGGUGGCAAUCAACCCCCCUGCUGGUUCUAACCAAAUUGGGGGUUCAUUCCAGUUUCCAUGAUUUUUGCCAGAUGAAUCAUUUUAUUUUUUCUAUUUUUUCUUUGGUCUCUUGAUUCUACAACAUCUUAAUGCUACUAUAGCUUAAUGGACUCAAGUUAUGCUGUCUAGUCUAUUGUGGUUAUGAAAUUUGUUUAGAACUUAAUUCCAGAAAUGAGAUCAUAUCUUAGCUGUCUGCUGACCAA